AAAAAACGGCGGCCGUCCAUUGGCUACAAUCAAAGAUAAUGUAAAGUGAAAAGCUCAUAAAAGGCAUAACUUCAUGCAUAUAUAUAUACAUUGACCUAACAGACUAAACAAACCAAAACCCAACUGAACAUUUCAUCAUCUUUCACUCCCCACCCUACUCAACAUCCUAAAAUGAAUUGGACCCGGGGCCGGAUUAUUGGACGGGGCUCAAGUGCCGCCGUCUCGAUUGCCACAGAUGACAGGACUGGUGAAGUCUUUGCGGUGAAGUCAGCUGAGGUCUCAAAUUCAGAAUUGCUCAAAAGGGAACAAGGAAUUCUCUCUACGUUGAUGUGUCCUCAAAUUGUAGCGUAUAAAGGGUGUGACAUUUCAUCUGAAAAUGGUAAGCUUCUGUACAAUCUUUUCUUGGAGUAUGCACCCGGUGGCACGCUUAUCGAUGCAAUUCACCAGCGUGGUGGCGGCGGUCGUCUAGAUGAGGCCAGAAUCCGAUCAUACACAAGGGCAAUGUUACAAGGGCUGGAGUAUCUUCACUGUAAUGGAAUAGUGCAUUGUGACAUCAAGGGUCAGAAUGUUUUGGUCAGUAAUGACGGUCAGGCAAAAAUUUGCGACUUGGGCUGUGCUAGGCGGGUGGAUGAGGUGUCACGUGAUGAUUGGCGUUCAACUAUGCCAAUCAGUGGCACACCUAUCUACAUGGCACCUGAGGUGGCGCGUGGUGAAGAACAAGACUUCCCUGCUGACGUGUGGGCGCUGGGAUGUACCGUUGUCGAGAUGGCUACCGGGCAGGCUCCAUGGGUUAAUCUAUCCGACCCGGUAUCCGCCCUUUACAGAAUUGGGUUUUCAAGCGAUGUCCCAGAAAUACCAAGGUUCAUGUCAAAACAAGGUAAAGAUUUUGUGGAAAGGUGCUUGAAAAGAGACCCAUUGGAGAGAUGGUCAGCUAGUGAACUUCUGAAACAUGACUUUGUGAACAAACUGGAUUCAUUCUUGACAGAAAUCGACAUUAACGAGUUGGAGACUCCAACAAGUGUAUUGGAUCAAGGCUUUUGGCACUCCAUGGAAGAAGGGCUAGAGACAACUUGGAAUUCAACCCAGAAAAGUAAUUCAACUUCUCCCAAGGAAAGAAUCCGGCAGUUGAGUGAAGGAAGCUCAGAAAUGCUCAACUGGACCUGGGAUGAAACUUGGGUCACAGUGAGGAGGAGUAAUAGCAGCAAAGAGCCAGAGGCUGCCACAGUUAGCCAAAAUUGUUUCUUGUCAUGUGAAAAUGAAGCCACAAGUUCCCGUGGGGGAGAUUCAAUUUGGGUUCUACAGGAAUAUAUCUCCGAUAUCCCUAACGAACCCAUUAGAAUUACUGAGAUAACUACAUGUAACAGCAAUAGCAGUAAGCAUGAAAAAAGCUCACUGAUGCCAUGUAAAUGUGUAAAUGGUAGAUUACGCAGAACUCUAACUUUAAUAAAGAAAGUAGUUUGUCUUUCAAUUAUAUAUACAUUCUCUACUAAAUCCUCCUUGACUCUUGUUUUUUGUCCAACCUUUAAGCUUCUCCAAGAGCCAUUUAUUUGGCCCUAUUCCUCGCAGGACUUGAAUAAUUUUUUCUGAAGGCAAA
This is a messenger RNA of Pistacia vera, 1594 nucleotides long. RefSeq names its product mitogen-activated protein kinase kinase kinase 18-like. Bases 172 to 1587 code for a protein of 471 amino acids. Gene Ontology annotation, biological process: protein phosphorylation. NCBI's taxonomy places the organism in Eukaryota, Viridiplantae, Streptophyta, Magnoliopsida, Sapindales, Anacardiaceae. Gene Ontology annotation, molecular function: ATP binding; protein kinase activity. The transcript has a single exon. The record is from RefSeq and is a predicted model, not a curated record.